This is a messenger RNA of Aspergillus mulundensis, 783 nucleotides long. RefSeq lists its product as uncharacterized. The record is from RefSeq and is a predicted model, not a curated record. The transcript has a single exon. The coding region runs from base 1 to 783 and encodes 260 amino acids. NCBI's taxonomy places the organism in Eukaryota, Fungi, Ascomycota, Eurotiomycetes, Eurotiales, Aspergillaceae.
AUGCCAACGCAACGCCUCGCUCGAGCAAUCGCAUACAUAGCAACUCCAACAAUUGCCACAAUAUACGGAGUCCACUUAGGGCUAGCCCACCUCGAAACCAUAUAUCCGGCAUUACCCCCCGCAGCAGCAGGAAGUGAGGCGCUCCGCACGCCCGCAAAACCAAGCCAGCACUGCGCAUACGUCGAUAUCUACGCCGCGCGAAUUCCCCUGCGCGCGCUACAGGCGCAAUCGCGCUGUCCAGAUCCAAGAUCCAAUAAUAAAACCGCGCUCGAAGAAGCCUGGGCGCGCUCCGUGCUCUCCUCGCAACUUCUCAGAACCGAGUCUUCGCUCAUCGGCCUCUUCACCAAGGCCCACUAUGACCCCGGCGACCUCGGACAAGACGGGUUUUCCCCCGACGCCAAAGACCGCCCGCGCGCCCUGCUCAACGGCGCCCUAACCGUCCAGCGCGAGCCGAGAGAAAACGGAAACGGCCUCCUCGUUUCGUGGUCAAUGCCCGAUGCCCCGCGUCUGUUCUUCGAGAGGAUCGCGGCGUGGGGGUACCCGUGGCGCCUGAUGUCUGGCGGGCGGCACGAGAUGAGCGUUUCGGAGCCAUUCCGUGUCCAAGGCGGGGGCGAGAUGGUGGAGGUGCGGUUUUCGGCGGCGCAUGAUUACGAGGUUGUGCUGGUAGAGGGGGCGCUGGAUGAACAGAAGAUCCUCCCUGCUUGGGCGGUUCGUUUGCAUCGCGGGUAUGCGAGGUUGAUUCUUCAUUUGGCGGCUCGGGAGGUGCAGGGGGGUUUGGGGUGA